AUGGCAGAAGGGACGCUUGCUUCUGCAGUCGCAGUGCCUGAGCACGACAUCCUUGCUCCAUCUCCAGAUGCCACCCUCAAGCGAAGAAAUUCAUCUACUACAGAUCCGGAUCCAGAUAGCAAGCGUCGCCGAUUAAGUACCCAAGAGGAGAAGGAUCAUCCAGCAUCGGAUCGCAAGCCUUCAUUUUCAGAUACACCAGAGCAGAGGCCGGGCCGAAGGGCCAGUCGGCAAGCAAAUGGUCGCGAUGAGGAGCGGAAGCGCGGACAACGACUAUUCGGAGCACUACUCGGGACGCUUUCGCAGAGGUCCAGUACAGCAGCUGAGAAGCGGCGAGCAGACAUUGAACGGAAGCAACAAGAUAAAUUGAAACUUCAAGACGAAGAGUACGAUGAGUUGAAAAGGAAGAAGAGGGAGGAGCGAGUCGCACUCAGAAAGAAGCAACAGAGAUACUACGAAGAGGAAUCGAUGCGAACCCGGCACUCGAAUUUGUUGGCAAUGGCACAUUUCUUGAAGACAGAAUCGGAGCCAGUGCUGUACUACAAGCCAUGGCAAUUGCGGCCCGAGGAUGAGGACUCAAUACGCCGCCAGAUUGAGGAAGCAGAAGCUACCAUCUCCCGAGAACGCUCUGAAUUCGAAGCACGCCAUCCUCCUCAGGAGGAAAGUGAGUCGAAGGAGGAAACAGAGACCCAAGCUGGUAAUCAACAAGAAGCUCCGCAGCCCGACACCGAUGUCCAACAGCCCAAAGAUACGACCAAGGAAAGCUCAGACAAGGCGAACGCUGAAGCUUCUGUACCCGAAACUGUCAACGACGUUCCGGCGUCAGUCAAAUACACCGGUUCAGAUGACCAUCGGGCGGCUGAUGACGAUGGGGGAGAGGUGGUCGAGGACAAUGAGGAUACGGUGAUUUAUUAA
Molecule: messenger RNA, 912 nt
Organism: Aspergillus fischeri NRRL 181
Lineage: Eukaryota; Fungi; Ascomycota; Eurotiomycetes; Eurotiales; Aspergillaceae
Product: pinin family protein
Exons: 4
Coding region: 1-912 (303 amino acids)
Cellular component (GO): catalytic step 2 spliceosome
Source: RefSeq, a predicted model, not a curated record